UUGAAAUUGUUACUAUUUUAAGGAAAAAAAUUGAAAUAGUUUAACAGAAAAAAGGGCCGGGUGUAUUUAAUGAAUAAACUGUUAACUUAAAUAAAGAGAAAAAAUGAAAUGUCACAUUCCAGGGCCCAAUGUUAAAGUUUUAGGUAGAACAAUCCAUGCUUUAGCAAGAUUCGGAGAUGAAUUAUAUUUAGAAUCAUCGCCGGAUGCAAUUCUAUUAAGGACAUUAAAUGCAGCUGAAUCAGCUUAUGCCAUGAUUAAGUUUAACAAGGUUUUCUUCUCAUAUUUUAAUUAUAACUUCUAUUCAGCUAACGAUAAAGAGGGAUUAAAAUGUAAAAUAUCUAUGAAGAGUGCUCUUAAUGCUUUUAAAUCCCCUACACAUAUGGACAAACAAGUAGAAAACUUAGAAAUAAAACUAGACCCUGAGUCAUGUAAACUAAUAUUUAUUGUAAAAUGCAAGCAUGGUAUUGUUAAGACACACUUUGUUUCUAUAUUAGACUGUAAAGCAAUGCAAGCAAUUUAUUCUAAGGACUUAGUGCACAACAGGAUUACAUGUUCACAAAAAAUAUUUACAGAAGCUUUAGGAAAUUUUCAAAGUUCAGAUGAUCAAGUAACAAUUCAAGCAAAUUCAAAUUCCUUUAUCAUACGUAACUAUGUUGAUUGCAAUAUUGAUUUAACAAAAGUAAUUAGAACUCAGAUUAACAUUAAACCAAUAGAGUUUGACAGUUAUGUAAUUGAAACAGACACAAUAAUUACUUUUACUUUAAAAGAAUUUAAAGCUUUAUUAGCAUUUGCUGAAGCAUUAAGUUUGCCUCUACAGCUACAAUUUGAAACAACAGGGAAGCCAGUUGUGUUUAUAAUUCGCAAUAGUAACACAUUUGAAGCACAUUUUGUAUUAGCUACCUCUAAACCUGAUACAAACACUCAAGCCUCAUCAACACAAAACAGUUCAGCUAUUGAAAGAAAAAGAAAGGAGCAUAGUAAAUCAAACAGCCCAAUAAAGAAAAAACUCCAUUUAGAUGUAGAUUUAUCAAAGUGUCUAGAUGAAGAUUCUCAUCUUUUUAAUUAUAUAGAUAUACCAAUAGAAAAAGAUUUAAAUAACAUUGACAAGUUAGUACGUAAUGAAACAACUGGUAGCCAAAGUAUACUACAGAAUGAUAUGGAGAGUGACAAUAUUAUACCAGGAUCCCCAACCUCUAAGAUAAAGAUACAGGCUAUAUUUAAAAGGUGCUUUGAAAGCACAUUUGAUCCUAGAAGUAUUCAAGGUUUAGUUUUAGCAGAAAACUCAGAUAGUGAAUAAAAUAAUGUAUUUUUUAA
Pieris rapae (cabbage white) is the source of this 1314-nucleotide messenger RNA. It is a transcript of the gene Rad9, whose product is annotated as cell cycle checkpoint control protein RAD9A. Gene Ontology annotation, biological process: cellular response to ionizing radiation; mitotic intra-S DNA damage checkpoint signaling; DNA replication checkpoint signaling. Gene Ontology annotation, cellular component: checkpoint clamp complex. The transcript is spliced from 3 exons. Bases 104 to 1297 code for a protein of 397 amino acids. The record is from RefSeq and is a predicted model, not a curated record. NCBI's taxonomy places the organism in Eukaryota, Metazoa, Arthropoda, Insecta, Lepidoptera, Pieridae.